GCAUCAUAUAAAAGGCGAGUCCCAAAGAGUAGCGAAGAAAAGCCUCUCUCUCUCUCCUUUGUCUCUGCGCCCUGUGCUAGGGUUUCCAAUUUAUCCAAAAUAUACAACAAUGGCCGACGAAGCUCAGUACUCUUCUGGUCCAGACUCUGUCACCAAUAACAAACGCAAAUACGAAGAACAAACCACUCCACCACCGCCUCGUCGACCCACUGGAUUCUCUGCCCCAAUCACUUCUUCCUCUCCCGACUCCUACAACAACGUUCCUCCACCGGUCGAUGAGAUCCAGCUAGCCAAGCAACGAGCGCAGGAGAUCGCUGCUCGCUUGUUCAAUAACGCUAGUGCUGGUGCUGGUGCUGGUGCUGGGGCUUCUCCUCUCGAUACUAAGCGCCCUAGGGUUGAGAAUGGCGGCAGUGGCUUUGAUUCUCCAAGUGAUUAUAAGGGACAACAAGGUUCUUUGUCUUCGCAGUCUUCGAUACCAGUUUCGUAUGGAUUUCAGGGUUCGAGUAAGAAGAUUGAGAUUCCAAAUGGUAGGGUUGGUGUAAUUAUAGGUAAAGGUGGUGAGACUAUAAAGUAUCUUCAGCUUCAGUCUGGAGCCAAGAUUCAAGUUACUAGGGAUAUGGAUGCGGACCUGAAUUCUUCGACUAGGAUGGUGGAGCUUAUGGGUACUCCGGAACAAAUUUCAAAGGCUGAACAGUUGAUAACAGAUGUUCUUGCUGGGGCUGAAUCAGGUUCAGGAGGUCAGGGCAUGGUUACUCGGAGGGCAGGUAGUCAAUCCGGAUCUGAUCAAUUUACAAUGAAAAUUCCUAAUAAUAAGGUUGGUCUUAUUAUUGGUAAAGGAGGAGAAACAAUAAAAAAUAUGCAAGCUCGGACUGGAGCUCGUAUUCAGGUGAUUCCUUUGCAUCUUCCCCCUGGUGAUACAUCAAAUGAAAGGACAUUGCAGAUAGAUGGGACCAGUGAACAAAUUGAAAGUGCUAAAGUGUUGGUUAAUGAAGUUAUCAGUGAGAAUCGUGCUAGAAAUUCUUCAUUGUCUGGAGGAUAUUCCCAGCAAGGUUAUCAAGCUCGACCACCUUCAAGCUGGGCCCCACCAGGGGGUGCUCCUCCAAUGCAACAACCCGGUUAUGGCUACGGGCAACCUGGUGCCUAUUCUGGUCAGUCACAAUAUAAUAUGCCACAGACUUCUUAUCCUGGCUACCCUCAGCAAGCAUCUGGUGGCUACCAAUCCAAUUGGGACCAAUCAGGUGCACCGCAAUCUCAGCAAGCUGCUCAAGGAGGUAGUUAUGAUUACUAUGGCCAACAACAAGCAACACAAGGUGGCUCUGCUGCUCCAGCCGAUAAUUCUGGCUACAAUUAUGGCCAGCCUCCAGCUUCUGGCUAUCAGCAAGGACAAGGUUAUUCUCAAGAUGGUUACGGUGGAUAUCAUGCACCUCAAUCUGGAUAUGGUCAGCAGCCUUCAUACGAUCAGCAAGGCUAUUCUGCUGCUGGCUAUGGUGCGAGCAAUUCGACAGAAGCACAUGCUGCCUCGUACGGAUCCCAAGGGGAUUCAACCCAAGCUCCUGGCCAAUCUUCAGCUGGUCAACAAGGAUACAAUGCUAGUCAACAGCAGCCUAGCCCAAGCCCAGGAAGCUAUCCACCCCAAGGAGCUACUCAGCCAGGUUAUGGAGUCCCACCAACUUCACAAGCUGGUUACGGGGCUCAACCUGGUGCUCCUCAGCCUGGCUAUGGCUCUGGUUAUGGAGCACCUCAAGCAAAGCCACCUUCAAAUGCCCCAGUUUACGGUCAAGCAACUCAGUCACCCACCGCACCAGGUGCUGCAGGGUACAGUCAAGCAUCUCAGCAGCCCAGCUAUCCUCAUUCCCAGCCACCAAGCGGUUACGCUCAACCAGAUUCAAGCUCCCAGCGUGGCCCCCCAUCUAGCUACGGUGCUGCUGCAGCAGCAGCUUCUCAGCCAGGAGGGUAUGGUCCACCUUACGGUGCAGCGCCUCAAGCAGGUUAUGGACAGGUUCCACCAUAUAAUAAUGCCUCAUAUGGCAGUGGCUAUUCACAACCGCCGGCUUACGCUUCUGACGGAAGUGGUGCACCGGCAGCUUCACAGAGUUCCCAACAGAGCGGUGUUGCGAAAACGUCUCCUCAGAGUUAGUGCAUCGGUGAGAAUUUGGAUGUUUAUGUGUUUUUGGUUGUUUUGAUCGUUUGGUCUGUCCACUCUAUUGCUGUAAUUUUUAACUAAACUUAGGUUGGUAGUAGGGGUCUAUAGUGUUAUGAUAAAUUAGUGACUUUUUAGUGUAUUGCUACAAAGUUCCUUAUAUUUUUGGUUAAAUGUUUUUUUUUUUAAUUUGUUAAAUUUAAUUUUGUGGGUUAAAAA
Cannabis sativa is the source of this 2359-nucleotide messenger RNA. RefSeq lists its product as uncharacterized. The record is from RefSeq and is a predicted model, not a curated record. The transcript has 6 exons. Gene Ontology annotation, cellular component: cytoplasm. Gene Ontology annotation, molecular function: mRNA binding. Gene Ontology annotation, biological process: regulation of gene expression. NCBI's taxonomy places the organism in Eukaryota, Viridiplantae, Streptophyta, Magnoliopsida, Rosales, Cannabaceae. The coding region runs from base 110 to 2137 and encodes 675 amino acids.